Molecule: messenger RNA, 1086 nt
Organism: Andrographis paniculata
Lineage: Eukaryota; Viridiplantae; Streptophyta; Magnoliopsida; Lamiales; Acanthaceae
Exons: 3
Coding region: 19-1086 (355 amino acids)
Source: RefSeq, a predicted model, not a curated record
AUUGCACGUGGAUACCUCAUGGAAGAAUGCGUGACUUUCUGCUCAAGAUAUCUCGGAGACAUAGAGACCAAAGAGAACCGGGCUGCUCGAGGGGAGGAGGACGGGACACAACACGGGAAAGGAUUGUUUGGUUCUAGGUUCAAUCUUGAUUACAAUACGAUGCACCAAAUUCAUUGCUACAUCCUAGGAAAUAUAGAUGAAAUCAGUCCGUUGCGAAGGAUUCACCUUGAUACUAUUAGGUCAUGUCGAACUCGCGCACCCCCACGUGAGGUGCACCAGCAGCACAACGAACAAUUUGCGUCUUGGUUUCAAUCAUAUGUAGAUGAUCCGACGAAUAAUGAUGAGUGCCCAAUCUCAGCGGAGAUCCGUGCAUUGGCGGGUGGACCAUUAUGCAAUGCAACACGGUACUCUUCGUGCAUUGUGUCAGGAAUACGCUAUCGUGUUCAAGACCGGGAUGCAAGGAAGAGGACACAGUGUGCAGGUGUUAUGGUUACGGCAGAUACAGUGAGUUAUGCCUCAGCUAGGGACCAUAACCCACGAGAAGGUUCCGUGGCAUAUUACGGGAUUCUUACGGACAUUGUGGAAGUGUACUAUAGCAAUCAACAGAAGUAUCUCCUUUUAAAAUGUGACUGGGUGGAUCUGGAGAGGGGCGUUAAAGAGGAUGAGUUCAAAUAUAAAUGUGUGAACUUUAAGUAUUUGAUGUACCCCAAGAACUUGCCCACGGAUGAGCCUUUCAUCUUAGCGACCCAAGCCUCUCAGGUGUGGUACAUUGCAGACCCGGUUGAUGAAGGUUGGAGCGUUGUCGUUCCGGUGUCACGGCGAGACACGUAUGAAGGAUCCCUAUUGUCAACAUCUCUUUCACCAUGUGUCCAAUCUUAUCUUUUUGCAAUUGAACAUAACGAUAAGGCCAUACGGACAUCGAACCAGAACCUGAUUAGAGUUUUCUACGAUGAUCAUUCUCGCAUCUUGGUGGUGAUCUUCCCGACUCCUCAAACUUGUCUGGAUACUGUUCUGGUACUUUCUUGCGAUCCACCCGGCCUACACUGUUGGCUGAAAUUGUUGAUAUGGCUCAUCGGGUCUACAUAA